This is a messenger RNA of Sclerotinia borealis F-4128, 1449 nucleotides long. The record is from the annotation of a GenBank genome assembly. NCBI's taxonomy places the organism in Eukaryota, Fungi, Ascomycota, Leotiomycetes, Helotiales, Sclerotiniaceae.
AUGCUCGCUGUAUGGUACGGUGCUGGGGAAAUUUCUUGGUUAUUGUUACCUCUUUGUGUGCAAGCUGCCACGGUGACUUAUACAGUACCUUCUACAGCACCUACCAGUGCAGCAAAGCUUGCUCCUGCUCCUGUUGGAUUAUCGUUCGAAUUCUUUGCAUACCCCUCAUACUUCAUAAAUGUUACUGCCACAAACCAGUGUUUGGCGAACUUUAAAGAUUUGAGUGGAACAUGGCCUCCUAUUCGGAUUGGUGGUACUACGCAAGAUCGUGCAACCUAUGAUCCGAGUACAAGUGCAUAUGUUGUCUAUACUGUUAAGUCACCUGUCGACGCACCGGCUUCGUUGACAUUUGGUCCUAAUCUUAUGAAACUUGCUUCUACAUAUCCUGGCACUGUUGUAUUAGGACUUAAUCGUGGCCAUAAUGAUAUCUCAAAUACCAUUGCCGCAGCACAAUCUGCAAAAGGUAGUAUGAGAAACUUGAAAGCCAUUGAACUUGGCAAUGAACCAGAAUAUUACUCCGGCGUCCAACCCAUCGCAUCCCCCUCCUGGUCCCCUACUAUCGACGCUGCGUCCCAAAACACCUGGGACAUACAAGUUGGAACCGCCCUCCAAUCCACCAAUAUCAUUCAAGCCGGAAACUCAAACGCCUCACCACCAACUUGGGGAGCCGCCGAACUUAUCGCUAGUGGAAAUGUCACUGUAAGAACUUAUGUCAGAGAUUAUGCACAUCAUAAUUAUCCAGGAGGUACUCUUCAGCGUUUGAUGAGCCACAGUGGGAUUGUUAGUAAUCUGGCACCGAUUGGGACGGAUGGUAAGGCUGCCAAUGCUGUGGGGAAGGAAUAUGUAUUGGGGGAAACGAAUUCUGUUGCUGGAGGUGGUGCGGCAACUGUAUCACCAACUUUUGGUGCAGCCAUCUGGACCCUCGACUAUACUCUUCAAGCAACCACACUUAAUAUCACUACCAUCUAUUAUCAUCAUGGAACCAUCGGUGCCUGUUACUACUGUUGGUGGGGUCGAUACGAUGCUGGUGCUCCUUAUUACGGAGCCUGGCUCGCAGCAGCUGCUUUCGCUGGAUCCUCCUACAUCCAACAAGUCGAUUCUGGAAAUACAAACUAUGGUAUUUAUGUACUAUAUAAUAGUAACAAAGUCCCAUCCAAAGCAGUAUUGAUCAAUAGUGAUUACUUUAACGGGACAGGAACAAGAGGUAGUGAAACAUUUGUCCUCAGAGGGCUAACAGCUGGAAAAGCCACGAAGGCUAAGAGGUUGACGGCGGGGGGUGCGUUGAGUAGGGUUGAUCAGGGAUCUAAUCCGUCGUUUGGGGGACAGAUCGUUGCUAAUGGGACUUGUGUUAUUGGGGGGAAAGAAACGUUUGAAAGUGGAACGGUAGGAAGUGCAGGUACGGCAAGCUUUACAGUUGCGGCGAGUGAGGCUUUGUUGAUUUAUUUUUAA